UCCACACCUGCAAAGCAUAAAGCGCAAACACUGUCUUAUCCAAAUCCAAAUCAUCCAGCCUCCACCUCGCUACAAAUUGGACGGGAGCACGCGCGCAUCCCAAUCCCCCAUCCAUCCGCUAACUUUUGCGGUUUCCGCCCCCACCACCAUCACCACCUCCACCACCUUCGCGCCCCUGUACAUCACCACCCCCGUCUCGCGCUGGCUCAUCAUCAUCUUCUUCUUCUUCUCGCCCAGUGAGAGACACUGUGUCAGUCACUGAGUCACACUCACAGUGCCACUGAUCCGCCAUGAGCUAGCUCAAGCUGAGCUGCAGGAGGAGUGCAGAUAAGAGAAUCCGCCUUGCUUUCCUCGCCGCGCGCAUUCUCGUCGUUUCCCAAGGAAGCUUCCUUUCUUUUCUUCUUCUCCGGUCAGUCGCAAUGUGGCGGGCUCUCGCGGCGGCGGCGGCGGCGGUGGCGGUGGCGGUGGUCGUGGCGGCGCGGCCGGCGGCGGCGACUGACCCCUACGCGUUCUUCGACUGGGACGUCGGCUACGUCACCGCGGCGCCGCUCGGCGUCAAGCAGCAGGUGAUAGGCAUCAACGGCAAGUUCCCGGGACCAACCGUGAACAUCAGCACCAACUGGAACGUCGUCGUCAACGUGCUCAACGACCUCGACGAGCCCCUCCUCAUCACCUGGAAUGGGAUCCAGCACCGGAAGAACUGCUGGCAGGACGGGGUGCUGGGCACAAACUGCCCCAUCCCGUCGGGCUGGAACUGGACGUACGAGUUCCAGGUGAAGGACCAGAUCGGCAGCUUCUUCUACUUCCCUUCCACCGGCCUCCAGCGCGCCGCCGGCGGCUACGGCGGCGUCGUCGUCAACAACCGCGACGUCAUCGCCGUCCCCUUCGGCCGCCCCGACGGCGACAUCACCAUCUUCAUCGGCGACUGGUACAACAAGAACCACACGGAUCUGAGGAAGAUGCUGGACAGUGGCAAGGACCUCGGGAUGCCGGACGGCGUGCUGAUUAACGGCAAGGGCCCGUACAGGUACAACGACAGCCUUGUCCCGGCCGGCAUCGAGUACGAGACCAUCAAUGUGGAUCCGGGCAAGACGUACAGGAUCCGAGUGCACAACGUGGGGACGUCGACGAGCCUCAACUUCAGGAUCCAGGGGCACAACAUGGUGCUGGUGGAGACGGAGGGCUCCUACACGACGCAGCAGAACUACACCAACCUGGACGUCCACGUCGGCCAGUCCUACUCCUUCCUCGUCACCACCGACCAGAACGCGAGCUCCGACUACUACGUCGUCGCCAGCGCGCGCAUGGUGAACGACACCGUGUGGCGCCGCGUCGCCGGCGUCGCCGUCCUCCGCUACUCCAACUCCGGGGGGGCCGGCCCGCUCCCCGACCCUCCCCAGGACCAGUUCGACAAGUCCUUCUCCAUGAACCAAGCUCGCUCCGUCAGGUGGAACCUGAGUGCCGGAGCGGCGAGGCCGAACCCACAGGGAUCGUUCAGGUACUCGUCGAUCAACGUGACGCAGGCGUACCUGCUGCGGAGCACGGCGCCGGUGACGAUCAACGGGCGGCGCCGCGCGACGCUGAACGGGCUGUCCUUCACACCGCCAGAGACGCCGCUGCGGCUCGCCGACGCGUACGGCGUCAGGGGCGUCUACUCGCUCGACUUCCCGGAGCGGCCGCUGCGCGGCGCCCCCCGGAUGGGCCGCUCCAUCAUCAACGGCACCUACCGCGGCUUCAUGGAGCUCAUCUUCCAGAACAACGACACCAGGAUGCAGAGCUACCACAUGGACGGCUAUGCCUUCUUCGUCGUCGGGAUGGACUACGGCGAAUGGACGGAGGAUAGUAGGGGUACUUACAACAAGGGUGACGGCGUCGCCCGCAGCACUGUGCAGGUGUACCCGGGAGCGUGGGCGGCGGUGCUGGUGUCCCUGGACAACGUGGGCGUCUGGAACGUGAGGUCGGAGAACCUGGACUCAUGGUACCUGGGCCAGGAGGUCUACGUCAGGGUCGUCAACCCUGAGGACACCGGCAACAAGACCGAGAUGGCCAUCCCCGACAACGCCCUCUUCUGCGGCCAGCUUCACAAGUACCAGAAGCAGCAGACCCCUCACCACAAGAUGGGGACGUCGGCGGCGGCGGCCGCCGUCGUGGGGAGCCGGGUGGCGGCGGCAGCAAUGCUGCUCCUCGCCGGAGCAGUCAUGAUCUCGCCGUAGAGUGGCGACGUGUUUCUUCUGCAAGGAGGUGACUCCGUCGUGUAGGAUUGUUUAGGAUCAGGGUUCAGGAUCGUAGCCUGUUUUCUCUGUUGAUAUGAGUUUGUCAGUGUGCCGCUUGAUUGUGCUGCCCAUUGUUCGUUUUCUUUUCAUUUUUCUUUUUACCUCAUUUUGGGUUCUUUUAGGGUGGGUAGAGAUUGCUUCUUGAUUCGAUUCGUUCGUGCAUUUGCAUUUGUUCACCAGGAUCAACUCUGGUUACUCCAAUUCUUUUUGGUAGUGUAACUCUGUUUGAUCGUCUGAAAAACUGUUAAAAAAAAAAGACAGCAUCAGCUUUGUUCAGUGGA
Molecule: messenger RNA, 2554 nt
Organism: Oryza sativa Japonica Group (Japanese rice)
Lineage: Eukaryota; Viridiplantae; Streptophyta; Magnoliopsida; Poales; Poaceae
Product: monocopper oxidase-like protein SKU5
Cellular component (GO): plasma membrane
Molecular function (GO): copper ion binding; oxidoreductase activity
Source: RefSeq, a predicted model, not a curated record